Messenger RNA from Aspergillus uvarum CBS 121591, 3033 nucleotides. RefSeq lists its product as uncharacterized. The record is from RefSeq and is a predicted model, not a curated record. Gene Ontology annotation, biological process: purine nucleobase catabolic process. The transcript has 4 exons. Gene Ontology annotation, cellular component: cytoplasm. Lineage: Eukaryota; Fungi; Ascomycota; Eurotiomycetes; Eurotiales; Aspergillaceae. The coding region runs from base 1 to 2898 and encodes 965 amino acids. Gene Ontology annotation, molecular function: allantoinase activity.
AUGGGCCAACCGGCUGAGCUUGGCCGGUCUCCACCGGUGCCCAUCUCCAGACGACGGGGCCUGUAUCUCAUCCCCGCCGUGAUUAUCUUCCUGUGGACCCAAUUCGCCCUCUUUCCUCGACUGCUAUCCUCGGGCCACCCGGCAACGCAAAAGCUAUCGCAGCACCGUCUGGAGCAAUUGGAACUCCACCUUCAAGCAUGUUCGACGUUGCACCGCCCACCGGUUGAAUACGAACAGCCGACGGGGCUCAAUCUCAACCGAGGCAACCCGCGUUGGAGCGCCAAGAAGGGGCAGAGCCAAGCCAUUGUUCUGCGCAACGCGACCCUCUUCGACGGCGAUCUCACCCUCGACCACCCGGUGGAUAUCACCUUCCACAAAGGCAUCAUUACACAUAUCGUCCCCACCGCCCAUCAUGAUUCGCAUCUUGAAGACCAUGAUGCCCUCGUCCUCGACCUUGAAGGCCGUUUCGUCACCCCGGGACUAGUGGACAUGCACUCGCACCACAUUGCAGGCUCCAGCCCGGACGUUCGCGCGGUCGAAGACGUCAACGAGAUACACCCGGACUUCGGCCCGCUGACCCCCUACGUCAAGGCCCUGGAUGCAUUGAAAGCCUACGACCCGGUCGCUGCAAUCGUCGCCUCCGGGGGCGUCACCUCGUCACUGAUUCUGCCUGGCUCGGCCAACAUCAUGGGCGGCGAGGCCGUCCCCGUGAAGAACGUCCGUCGUGACGAGGCUGGUGAGGAGCUGGUGGAGGAGCUCCUGCUGGAGCAUGGCGUGCCCAAGGAGCAACGGCGACGGUACAUGAAGAUGGCCUGUGGCGAAAACCCCAAGGACGUCUACGGCCACACGCGCAUGGGAAACGCGUUCCUGUUCCGCAAGCAGAUGGACAGUGCGCGGCAGCUUCUUGUCAAGCAAGAUGACUGGUGUGUGGCCGCAGCGGCGGCCUAUGAGACGGGCGAUGAGCGGGCGAUCGCGGACUUGGUGAAGGAUGGAGGACUGCCGACCGAUAUCGCCUUGGAGUCGUCGGUCGCUAUGCUGCGCGGGCAGGUGGGUAUCAACAUUCAUUGCUACGAGAGUGAGGACAUCGAGGCUAUGCUUCGCCACAGUGAAGAGUUCGGGUUCCGUAUCCAGGCUUUCCACCAUGCUUUGGAGGCCUGGAGGGUUCCGGAAACGAUUAAGAACAGUGGACAGAACAUCACCGUCGCCACAUUCUCGCACUUUGCGCAUUACAAGCACGAAGCAUACGAUGCUACCCUCUACGCGGGGAAGAUUCUGACUGAACAUGGGGUCCCUGUGGCCUAUAAGUCGGACGGCUCGAAUGAGUUCCUCAACGCAAAGUAUCUCCUAUCCCAAGCCGCAGAAGCGCACUCCUUCGGCCUCCCCGAGAUUCAGGCCCUCCAGUCUGUGACGAGCAUCCCCGCCCGGUCCCUGGAGCUGGCCCACCGCAUCGGCUACGCCCGACCCGGCUACGACGCUGAUCUGGUCGUCUGGGACUCGCACCCAUUGUCCAACGGAGCCACGCCUCUACAAGUCUACAUCGAUGGACGCGCCACUCUCAACUCGACCAUUGAUCAACUCAAAUCCGUCCAAACUACACUAUCCGCUCCCUCAAGCCGCCCACAGCCGAUACAUACCGAGAGAACCUCGGUCUGUGACCAAGCCUCCCGCGCAGACGCCAACCUCAUCAUCACGGGUAUCACCAAAGCCCUAAUCCCCGACCUCCACCCGCAGUCCAACACGGACAACCUCACCCUCGUCCUCUCCGGCGGUCGCAUCGCCUGCCUCGGCCCCGCAACCGAGUGUCUCUCCAACGCUGUGGACGACAGCACAGCCAUCCACCUCCAAAACGGCCACAUCCUCCCCGGCCUAACCGCCGUAACCGCCGGUCUAGGCCUCCAGGACAUCAUCAUGGAGUCCUCCACUGGCGACGGCAUCGUGUCCGGGUCAGCACCCAAGACCAUCAUCUACGCCAAACAUGGUCUCCACCCGGGAGGGAGCAAGGACCUCCAACGCGCCAAGCUGGGGGGCAUCACCACCGCCAUCACCGCCCCGCUCGUGACAGAGGGCGUUCCCGUUUUCCUGCGUGGUGUCUCCGUCGCCUUCAAAGUCAGUCCCAGCUUGACGACCACCCCAUCCGAUGAACCCAGCACCAGCGAGAAUCAAACCCUCCUCGACCGCGCAAUCCUCCACCCAGACGUAGGCCUGCACAUCCAAAUCGGCCAAACCGGCAAGACCGAAAGCACUCCCACGAUCUCCUCGCAGAUCGGCCUGCUCCGCCGCUUCCUCGCCGGGGGCCACCAUCUCUCCUCGUCUGAGCCAUCGCCACAAGAUGAUGUAGAAGUGUAUACCCAGGUAGCGAACGGCACCCUCCCACUAAUCAUCCACGUCCUCAACCGCUACGACAUCCUGCACCUGAUACAGCUCAAGCGCGAUUUCCCAGAUACAAAUCUCAUCCUCUUCGGCGCGACUGAGGCGCCCCUCGUCGCGCGCGAGCUGGCCGCUUCCCGCAUCCCGGUGCUGUUCACGGGCCUCCGCCCGAAUCCCGAUACCUGGGAGGUGAAGGAGGCGCUGGUGGGGGAUCCACUGACAGCGCCGGGGUUGAAGGUGCUGGUUGAGGCCGGGGUGAAGGUCGGGUUGGCGCAGGCGGGGUGGAGUGACUCGGGGGUUCAUAAUUUGGGGGUCGAUGCGGGGUUCGCGGCUAAGGUGGCGGGGUUGUCGGAGCAGAGAGCAGUGGAUUUGGUGAGUCGGGAGGUGAAGGAGAUCUUGCAUUUGGGGGGUGAAGGAGGGGGUGAUAUUGUGGUGUAUGAGGGGAAUCCGUUGGAGUGGGGGGCUAGUGUGGUUUUGACCGUUGAUGGGGCGAGGAGUGCUGUUGUUGAGUGUUGGCCCGAGGCUUCCUAGGGUAGUACACCUGCGGUAUAUGAGGCACAAAUACUGGUCACUAGCAUCCAACAUCCAAUGCAGGUAGGACAACUACCUAGCAUGAUCUAGUCAUGAUCAUCGAGUUAGUGUAAAUUGAAGCUUCUAUGAUUCGCU